AUGGAGUAGGUUUCACUUAAUUCUACUACUGAAACCAGUCAAAUGGUUUCUAAGCGCGAUGGCUAUUUCAUUAAGCAAUCUAAGAGCGAUGGUAUUGCCAAAGCAUCUGACCGCGAUUCUCUUAUAUAAUACAAGCUAACUAUCUAUGAAAAUAUAUGGAGAGCAAUAUUUUUGUUCAUCACAAUUUGUGGUGGUAUCCUAGUAGAAAGAGUAUAUCGCUUCCAUAACGACCCUUACACUGCUAGUGUACCUAAAGGACAUAUCUAUGAUUUCUGGAUUUCAAUUGUAUCUGCUUUAGUUAUUGCAUUGAUCCGUUUCCUCAUCAGAUAUUUCUUACUUGAUAAGGUUGUAGGUAUGCUCUCUGAAAAGCGUUUAAAAACUAUUGAAGAAGGUAAAAAGCGUGCUGAUUAAAUUUGUAAGUGGUUAUUCGAUAUCUCUUACUAUACUUUGACAAGCAUAAUCGGAUACUUGAUCUGCAAAGACCAACCCUUCCUCCCUCCUUCCCUUUUAGGAAGUGGAUCUUGUAAUAAUCUUUUCAUGGGACAUCCUGAAGUCCCCUAUGUACCUUACUUAGACAUAUUCUACUUAGUUCAAACAGGUACUCAUCUCUAUACAUUUAUUCACUAAAUAAUAGCUAAGUUCAGAGAUCCUAAAUUCUACGAAUAUGCACUUCACCACGGACUUGCUCUCUUCUUGUUAUGGUUCUCAUACAUGAUGAACUUUAAGUUAGUUGGUAUCAUAGUUCUUUUAAUUCAUGAUAUUGGUGAUGUCUUUUUGAUUGCUGCAAGAGCAUACACUGAUUUAAAAAAUAGAAUUGUAGCAAUUAACAUUUUGAUCUACGUAUUAACAUAUCCUACUUGGGUUUACACUCGUAAUAUUGUAUUCCCCUUUUGCGUAAUUGGUGCUGCAGCUGACUAAUACAUGACACCAAGAUCAGAAGAAUAUUCAAGAAUUAUGGAUUUCCCAAUGAUGUACAUGUUAUUCAUGAUUUCAGCAUUAGCAAUUAUGCAUAUAUAUUGGACAUUUUUCCUCUCCAAAGCUGCUAUAUCUAUGCUUGGAAAGGGUAAGGAUAAAAAUGGGUAUGACUCAUGA
Tetrahymena thermophila SB210 is the source of this 1092-nucleotide messenger RNA. RefSeq names its product LAG1 longevity assurance protein. Gene Ontology annotation, molecular function: sphingosine N-acyltransferase activity. NCBI's taxonomy places the organism in Eukaryota, Ciliophora, Oligohymenophorea, Hymenostomatida, Tetrahymenidae. Gene Ontology annotation, biological process: ceramide biosynthetic process. Gene Ontology annotation, cellular component: membrane; endoplasmic reticulum. The record is from RefSeq and is a predicted model, not a curated record. The transcript has a single exon.